Pyricularia pennisetigena is the source of this 645-nucleotide messenger RNA. RefSeq lists its product as uncharacterized. The transcript has 2 exons. Bases 1 to 645 code for a protein of 214 amino acids. The record is from RefSeq and is a predicted model, not a curated record. Lineage: Eukaryota; Fungi; Ascomycota; Sordariomycetes; Magnaporthales; Pyriculariaceae.
AUGCACCACGUCUAUUACGCCCCUGAACGCGCUCCUCUUGAUACCCUCGUUCACAACCACACCCCUGGGGUUCCCGCUGAGAGCGUCCAGGGCUCUCUCGGUGCCCAUACCCCACACGGCCAGGAGGUUUACCACGUCGGCGGGGGCCCGCAGCAGUCCAGAGGCUCGGAGCAGCCCGACCAGAUUCGCGACAAAGAGGGCCCUAGACCGAGAAUCACGGGCACCGACUCCCUGGCUGUAGCAAAUCUCUAUCCUGACGCCGCGGCGCACGGCAGCCAUGACGCUCUUGGGGCGAAAAUAGAAGCCCAGGUUGGCGGCCAGGUCGAGGGUGAGGAUACUGGGCUCUGUGAGGUUGACGCAGGCGUGGUUGAAUGCGGCCUCGUUCGUGGGGCAGACGGCAAGUAUGUCAAAGGCGGCGGCGACGGCGUCGAGCCGGUGGUUGUCGCGUGGGUCGGCAUACUGGACAGUUGCGCGGCGGAGCACGGUCGGAAGGGUCUUGGACUGGGGUACCAGCGGGAGUGGGUUGGUUAUGGGCGAAGGGAUGGGGAGCUUGUUGAUUGCGUGGUUGAUGGCGACGACGUCGAAGCCGAGGACGGCUGCUUGGCGGAGUGUAACUUCCAGAGCCGAUGCAGUCGUGGACGGUGA